ACCCCCACAGUCAAACACAGAGUCACACACUUAAUGCUUUGUCACACUCUUUGUCAUUCGCUUUAUCUCGGUACCUCUCUGUCUCUCUCUUCGACAGCGACAGAAACUCACACAGAUACACUGAACAAACACACUCUGCAACACUUUUUACACCAACCGUUCAGACGAAGCAGCAUCGCCUCGGAUUGCUGUCCUCAGCAUGGAAAAGAAAGCGGAUGUAAAGGCCAUGAUGGCUCGCUUCCAACCGGCUGGGACGAGCAUCGAUGAGACUUCUCCACCGGCUGGAUGCAUCAAACAACCUCUGCAUCCCACCCUCUCCUCCGGCCCAACCAUACAGACGAAGAAACCUGUCCUCGAUAGCCUCUCAGGCGGUGCGAUAAAUAUUACUCCUAAACCCAAUUUUCUGAAAUCUAAAAGCGACGUAGAGGCACAUGAACCAAACAAAGCUAAAGCCCUGGCAAGCAGGUUUGGAAACAACCAGGACGACACCAACACAAAACCUUUUGUUGUCAAUAAACAGCAGCUACCCUUGAAGUCACCUUUCUCGCAGGCUCCUGAAGCGAAGGGCCCUCUACAGAAGCCCCCGCUCAACAAGCCCUCUCCGAGCGCCACUCUGUCCGACUCCAAACCGGCCUUUCCUAAACCGUCUCCGGCAUUUAACUCCAAGCCCAGCUGGGUGAAAGAAGACAGCGCUAGAGGUUUACAACAAAAACCGAGGAGCAGCAUUAUAAAAUUGCGGCAGCAAAAUGAAGAGAUGGCAGGAGGCCAUCUGGACACUGCGAACAAACCUUCGCCUCUGCCAAACACUGCGAACAAACCUUCGCCUCUGCCAAACACUGCGAACAAACCUUCGCCUCUGCCAAACUCCGCUUUUAAGCCCCCGUCCAACUUCAGGAGUGCUCAGAAUAACUUCAACAAGGAGUCAGAUAGUGGCGGGAAAGCUGACGGAGCCAACAAACCGCUCCUCAGUUCUAACUCCGUCCCUCCUCCAAAACUUCUAGCCAGUAAAAAACCUAGCAUCAAAAAACCUCAAAACCUUUCUCCUCAGAUGAGCAGCAAUAUCAGCGAUGGAGCUUCAGGCCCCAAGCGAAACCCCCUCACCAACAGUUUAGCUUUGGGCCCUGCUCCCGCCAAGCCCAACCGACCCCCCAGAGUCAACCUGGAGAGCUUUAAAAGAGGUGCUGUGGCCUCUGAUAAUGGUCCUGGCGCCUUUAAGAAACCCAUCAUCUCAACUCCUCUGGCCUCUCACCCCAGUAACCAUCUCAACCAUGUGACCCCGACUCAACCCCCACAGCCUGCAGUUCCUAGUCUGCCCCCCCGACACCCUGGAGCCAUGACCCAGGAAGAUGAAUGCUAUGAUGACGUCGAUGAAUUUAGCAAAGCUCCUCCACCUCUACCAUCAUCUACAGGUCACCCAAGUCUGAGGGCAAAGGCCCAGGAGGAAGAUGAUGAUGAUGAUGAUGAUGACGGAGAGAUGUAUGAGGAUCUUGAUGAACGAUGGGAAGAGGUUGGACAACAGCAAGAAAAGAAGAGGGAGAAAGAGGAGAAGGAGGAGAAAAAACGACUGGAGGCUGAGAAGAAAGAGCACAAGGAACGUGAGAAGAAGGAGCAAGAUGCCAGAAAGAAAUUCAAAUUGGUCGGCCCUAUUGAGGUCAUCCACCAGGGGAAGGCUCGUGUGGAUUGCCGAAGCAGUAAGAACGACCUGGCUCUGAAGCAGGGAGACUGUGUUGACAUCAUACGUGUGCAGGGCAACCCGGAGGGAAGGUGGCUGGGACGGACGCAGGACGGAUCCAUUGGUUAUGUGAAGACCACUUCAGUGGAAAUUGACUUCAACAGUCUGAAGAAUCGUCAAGCUCAGCAGGCGUACGACCCCGAGGUAUACGAUGACAUCGACGUGGUCUCUGCCGAUAAAAGUGGGAUGAAAGGACCAGGAGUUGUCCUGCCCCCGCUACCAGAUGACGAUGGAGAAAUAUAUGAUGAUAUUCUUGAUUCAAACCUGGAAGUCAGUCCUCUGGACUCCAGGUCUCCUUCUACAAAGCCUCGUAGCUUCCUGCGGAUGUUUGAGCGGAGCAGACGUACUGACAGCACUAAAGUAGUGCCUCCACCCAGCCAGUUUACUGCAGAGGGGAAUUCAGAAGGAGCAAUCAAUGAGGAUAUAUACGAUGAUGUUGACUCUCAAAAUCUGCCUCCCCCUCCUCCCAUCAGCAGCCUUCCACAUCUGAGACGCAAAAGCAAGACAGAAGAGAUGGACCCGAAGAAGCAGAAAAAGUUUGAGAAAGAGGAGAAGGAGUUCAGGAAAAAGUUUAAAUAUGAAGGGGAGAUACAGAUGCUGUACCAGGUGACCAUCUGCCCGACACUUCUCAAUAAGAAGUGGAGUGUGAAAGAGCUUCCAGUCAAAGCAGGAGAGAAACUUGACGUCAUUGUUAAAGCCGUGGACAACAAACUGAUCUGUCGGAACGAGGAUGGCAAGCUUGGCUACGUAUCGACUGGCCACAUUGAUAUGAACGAUGGAGAUAUCUACGAUGACAUUGGAGAUGAUUGCAUCUAUGACAACGAUUAGAAACAUCCUAAACUGGGUUUAUUGUUUUACACUGAUAUUGUUCAUGUUAUUUAUUAUGUUUAUUAAUAAUACAUUGGAAAAAAAUGUUUGGUUCGCCUGAUAAUCAGACAGAAUUGUCAUUCAUUAUUUAUUCAACAGCAUUAUAAUUGAUGAAUAAUUUGGACAAGUCUGAGGUUGAUUCAUAGAUCUGGAUUCUUUUUUGUUUCGUUUCCUCAAAAACAACAAAACAAAACAAUUUGAUGAGGAUAUUACUUGCAGCAUAUCAUGUAAAGUUGAAAACGUUUGUUAGAAAAGUAUUUGCAUAUGUCUGUCUGCCUUCAGAAACUCCACAGCACUGUAUGUGUACAUGUAACCUUCUACUGUGUUUUGCAUUUUUAUAAUAAUAGCUAUAUGUUGUAAACAUUACUUGGUUAUUUUGUCUUUAGUUAAUGUCCAUGAUAUGAUGCUGUGUGUAUAUUCCAUUGCUAUCUGUGCUCCCAAACUAACUCGGGUGUCUCAAGUUUUAACAUGUAGACUAAACGACUGUUCCUCUAUAACACUGUACAUACAAUUGUGAAAAACAUAAAUACAAUUUAGACUUUUCUCUA
Molecule: messenger RNA, 3147 nt
Organism: Anarrhichthys ocellatus (wolf-eel)
Lineage: Eukaryota; Metazoa; Chordata; Actinopteri; Perciformes; Anarhichadidae
Gene: fyb1b
Product: FYN binding protein 1 b
Exons: 19
Coding region: 200-2560 (786 amino acids)
Biological process (GO): T cell receptor signaling pathway; protein localization to plasma membrane; integrin-mediated signaling pathway
Cellular component (GO): plasma membrane
Molecular function (GO): protein binding
Source: RefSeq, a predicted model, not a curated record